AUGGUCCUUGUCCAAAUAGUAUGCGACGAAGAAGAUAUAGUAACAUUGCUACAGCAUCCUGACAAUGACCUCUGGAAACGCAGCGAAUACAAUGCAGACCUUCAGAGAAUGAUAAACACCAGCUACGGAGCCUAUAUGGCGACUAUGAAUGAAAUCGUCUAUCUCUUCCAUAGUCUGGAGGAAAAGCUGAGCACCGAUUCCCUGCCGUCGAAUACGAUGCGGAAUUUUAAAAGGAUCAGUGACAUCCUGUCCAAGGGGUUCUACGAAACGCUUCUCAACAAGAUCAGAGCUGCAAAUCAAACACUCUCUACCAUCACCGAACAAGUCCACAAGUUGGCUGAGGCUCGGAAAACCCGUUGGCCGAACCGAGGGUUAUUGCAUGACUACGCCAAGAUCAGACGGCAUGCUCGCAGCGUGUACGAUACAUUUGUGUGUGGCAAUUGCUGGAACUGUCCUUGCAAAUCGGAACACAUCCUUCAGCUGCGUCUAGAGAACCCGCCCCCAAAGGUCAUGCUAGUGGGCCAAAACUGUGCAGCAUCCCGAAACGCUGUACAAGGCGUGAUCGUCAGUGAGCCGAAAGGGGUCCGUUUCAGUCUUGUCAAGUCAACCCUCGAGACGAUCCCGUGGCUGAUGAAGGACGACCAUAGUCAACAGAUUCUUGACAUCUGCGAUGCUCUUAAACUCUAUCCACACGAAGGGUCGAAGCGCGAACACGUUGGCUUUCUCACCGAUGAUCUCAAUCGGCGUCGGCAUGAUAUUUAUAUCGUCGGACCGACCAAUCCACUCGGACCAUCAAAAGCAUUCUCGCCGAUCAUUCUUUAUCUCCAAAGUCAACGAAGCAGACGGUAUCUUGCGGCUAUUUUGGCCUCUGUUUUCCAGCUCCACGGAAGUUGGUUGGAACCGCAAUGGGGCCUCAACGAUAUCCUGCUCGAGUCGCAAGCAGACUACUAUUCCAAAAUUUUGAUCAGUCUUCCGUAUCUCUCUCGAGCUCUCGUUCAUGCAGCCUUAAAAGCUGAGGCCCGAUCCCCUCGCAAAAUGAUCAGCCCAGCCCUGAUCAGAAGCAAUGUUCUCUUCCCACUCGGCCUUGCGUUGGUCGAACUAUCUCUUGGACAGCCCCUCGAAGUACUAUAUGAGACUGAAGACCAUGAUGCUAUCGAAGCGGUGGCUAAUCUCAAGACCGCGCUUCGGGUUCUGGACUUUGUGCAUGAUAGAAGUGGGAGUCGCUAUUGUGAUGUAGUGAAAAUGUGCUUGCUCUGGACCGGCCCUGGUGGAGAUCAACUUGACGAUAAAGUGCUGCAAAGUGCGGUCUUUGAAAAGGUGGUCAUGCCGCUUCUGGAUGACCUUGAUGACUUUGAAGGAAACUCUUUUAUCCGUUAG
This is a messenger RNA of Cladophialophora psammophila CBS 110553, 1377 nucleotides long. RefSeq lists its product as uncharacterized. The coding region runs from base 1 to 1377 and encodes 458 amino acids. The record is from RefSeq and is a predicted model, not a curated record. The transcript has 3 exons. NCBI's taxonomy places the organism in Eukaryota, Fungi, Ascomycota, Eurotiomycetes, Chaetothyriales, Herpotrichiellaceae.